CAGCGGGUGGAAUUUCAGGUUCCUCGUCGUCCUGGUUGUUGGGCUGUUUUGCUGGGAGGGUAGGUCGUGUUAUUGCCCGGUUACCCCCGCCGUAUCGCACGUCCUCGCCUCCUACCUUCAUCAGACCCUUCAUGUAUGUAACUCCACGCUUUUGUGUCGGAGACAAGCAUGACGGAGAGCUCAGCGAGUCGGGAAGAGAACGGCGGUCCGUGUCAUGGUGCAGCAAACGGGCUGAAGGAGGGAAGGAACGGCUUCGUGAAGAACCACCACCACCCGCAGAAGAAGAUACAUAAACAGCGCGACGAGAAGGUUCACCACGGUUCGUGCAAUGGAGGGUUAUAUAGCAGGCCUUUCAUUGAGUCGUUUGAAGAGACACCCAUGUUGGUGGCUGUGCUCACGUACAUGGGCUACGGCAUACUCACCAUCUUUGGCUACCUGAGGGACUUCCUCAGGGCGAGGAAGAUUGAAAAAUGCCAUAUUGCCAGAGAAAGGGAGGAGCAGAAGGAUUUUGUCCCACUUUAUCAAGACUUUGAGAAUUUCUACACUCGGAAUUUAUACAUGAGGAUUCGGGACAACUGGAACAGACCCAUAUGCAGCGUGCCUGCGGACAAAGUGGACCUGGUUGAGCGAGUGUCUUAUGACUACAACUGGACCUUUAGCCACACAGGCAGGGUGGUGAAAGACGUGAUCAACAUGGGCUCGUAUAAUUACCUCGGCUUUUCUGAGAACAAGGGCUCGUGUGCUGAUGCAGUGGCAGAAGUCACUCUGAAAUAUGGAGCUGGAGUGGGCAGCACCAGGCAGGAGAUGGGUAACCUGGACGGGCAUGAGGAGCUGGAGAAGCUGGUAGCCAGGUUUCUGGGCGUGGAGUCAGCCAUGGCUUUUGGCAUGGGUUUUGCAACCAAUUCCAUGAACAUUCCAGCGCUAGCUGGCAAGGGCUGCCUGAUUCUGAGUGAUGAGCUGAAUCACGCCUCUCUGGUUUUGGGAGCUCGACUUUCCGGCUCCACCAUCCGGGUCUUCAAGCACAAUAAUAUGCAGAGCCUGGAGAAGCUGCUCAGAGAUGCUAUAGUGCAUGGCCAGCCCAGAACACACCGGCCCUGGAAGAAAAUCCUCAUUUUGGUGGAGGGAAUCUACAGCAUGGAGGGCUCAAUCAUCCGCCUGCCUGAAGUCAUAGCCCUGAAGAAGAAGUACAAGGCCUACCUGUACCUGGACGAGGCCCACAGUAUCGGCGCUCUGGGGGGCAGAGGUCGAGGAGUGGUGGAUUACUUCGGCCUGGACCCCACAGAUGUGGACAUCAUGAUGGGCACUUUCACUAAGAGCUUUGGAGCGGCUGGGGGUUACAUUGGAGGGAAGAAGGAGUUGAUAGACUACCUGCGCUCUCAUUCUCACAGUGCGGUGUAUGCCACCUCCAUGUCUCCUCCAGUUGUGGAGCAAAUUAUCACUUCUAUGAAGUGCAUUAUGGGAGAGGAUGGAACCACUAUAGGCACAGAGCGCAUCCAGCAGCUGGCGGAAAACACAGUCUAUUUCCGCAGGAGGCUACGGGAGAUGGGCUUUAUCAUCUAUGGCAACAACGAUUCACCUGUGGUUCCCCUGAUGGUCUAUAUGCCUGCCAAGAUUGGGGCUUUUGGUCGAGAGAUGUUGAAGAGGAAUAUAGGUGUGGUGGUAGUGGGCUUCCCUGCUACUCCUAUCAUCGAGUCCAGGGCACGCUUCUGUGUGUCUGCAGCACACACCAAAGAAAUGCUAGAUCAGGCUCUGAGUGCGAUCAGUGAAGUGGGCGACUUGCUGCAGCUGAAAUAUUCCCGACACAGAAUCCUGCCCACUCUCGACCGGCCCUUUGAUGAGACCACAUAUGAGGAGUGUGAAGACUGAGAGUCUACCAGUCCAAACCAAAAGUGCACUGCUCGUCCGGAGCUCUCCGAGAAGAGUCACUGAACCACUUAACAAAUGCCAUUCUUAUUUUUUUAUCAUGAUGAUUUUUUUUUUAUAAAGCAUAUGGAGUUCCUAAUAACACUGAUGCUUUAAAUUGGAAAAUGUGUUCUUUUUUUUUUUCCUGUCAUCUUUGUUGUUUCUUGUCUGUCAUUUUGUCCUAAGAUUUGAGAUGUGUGCUUAACUGAUUGUGACAUUUAUUGCGGGGAAAAGAAACGCUUCAAUUCCUCUCUGUCGACCACAAGAGGCUUUGGACUGCUUAUGUUCUUGCUAAAGCCAUAUGUAACUGCAGCCCUCAAACCUUUUUUUUUUUUUUCUCCUGCACGCAGAAAGCAUCUUUUUCAGUAAGUGGGACCAGACCAGUGGGGAACAAAUUAUCAGUCCCAGAGAUGCUGGCUUAGGAAAGCAACUCUUGUUUCUCCCAAUUGCUUUGUAGUACCUUUGCUAUGUUGACUAAAUCACACACCAAAAUCACCAGAGCUUCGCCUUCUACGUGUUUCUUACUUGAACUUAACGGCCAGUUUUUUUGUUUUUUUUCUCUUCCCCCCACUGCAAUAUCAAUCAGACAGUCAGUAUUCAUAUCUGGAAAAUCUGUGGUCAUGCACAUCUAUCAAAUUUUCAUCUGUAAGAAAAAUAUGCGCAUACUGGAAUAAGCUAACAUCCAUCAAGUUCCAGUGCAGGAAACUGUUUCCAGAGGCUUGAACAUCUGUCCGUAGGAAAGCCCUGUGUGUAUGUUUCUAUUCACAGAUGUUAAAGGGGCAGUCUGGCCAAAAUUAAAAACUUGACCAUCUCUAUAUUUGUUGUAAACAUGCUUAUUCACCCCCUUCUGAUGAUAUGUCUUGAAGGAAGGGAGAACUUUUGGAAAAAGUACAAGCGCUUUGGGGUGGGUUCUACUACCUUUGCUAAUACAGAAAGAAGCCAGAUGGCGAACGUUACUUCUAGAAAGCUGAAUAUCCCGUUUAUAUGUGUUAGCCUAUACGUCAGUGGAUUUCUUAUUAGAGUAAGGGGUGGAUUCCCAGUGGCUUUGCAUGCAGGGUAUUGUAGUGAGAGAACACUGAUGGAUGACAACACAAAAAGAUGCAAAGCUGUGAAUCCUGGUGAUCCGAUGAGGGGAGCGGCACGGUGUUGCAGAGUACUUCAUAACUUCAUAAACGUUAAAUACUAGUUUUAGGUUAGAAUGCCCCUUUAAAAGAACCAGUUUUCCCCAUUUUUAAAUAAUCUUCCUAGCAGAGUCUUAAGUGAUGCAUAUAUAAGCUUCAAUGUCAUAAUUAAUAUCCAUGUCGUCAAGCGGGUUUAUAGUCGUUUCAGUUUUUUUUUUUUUUUACUUAUUUAUUCCCACUUUUAUAUGCUCUGACCACAAGCGUUAUCACGUUUUUCUUUUGUUAUUUAGUAUUUUUUGAAGUCUUCAGGCCAUGUCAGGAGUCUUAACACCUGCUUUAUAUGUGCUUUCUCUUACACUCCAGUUUCUCAGUGUACAUAUUUAUUUAUUAUGAAUGUGUUCUUGUCUUUAUUCUUGGAAAACUGCACUCCGUUUAUCUAAGGCAGCUCCAGAAGGCCUCACUCGUGCACGCUUGUCUACAGUGUGCAUGCUCUCAUGCAGAUACUACUGAUGAGUAUUUUUCUAUCAUUCUGUCAUCCCUCAAAUGCACGUACGGCGCCUCUGAAGCUGCUAGUUUACGAUAAAAGGUGAUCGAACGAACACGGUUUGUGGCUUUUAUGGCUUUUCAUUCCAGAUCUUUAUUACUGUUGUUGGUCAUUAAUCUUUGCAUUGCGUUUGUUGGUUAUAAAAUGUUUCACAUGGCAUUUUGUUUUCUGAUUUGUCCUUUUUAAAUCAAAAAAGGAUGGAUUGUAAAAUAAAGACAGUUUAAAAAUAGUAUAUAGCUGCAGUUAUAUUGAAUUAUACACCAGAUUACAUGAGAAUUUUUUUCCCUAAGGAUCACAGUAUAUGAGAAGAUGGGAAAAUGAGGUGGCCUAACCACUGAAAUCCAUUUUAUUUUAUUCUAUUUUUCUUUCUUACAUAUGUGUACUUCCUAGGAUAACCGCUGAGGGUAUUUCUCAGUUUUUGUAGUACUAUGGACCAGGUCUGAGGACAGCAGGGCAGUUUCAGUGUAAAUCUAAACCAAGUCACUUGCAUUGUAAGAACAUGUCUUGUGUUUAACAACUUGGAAUUCAUACAAAGACUGCAUACCAUAUGAUAGACCUCCUUUUUGGAUCAAAGUACACUGUGGGCUUCGUAUUAAACUGUUUCACUCCUUGGAGGACAUUAAAAUACAAGCACUAAAGUGUAUUUUGUCUUGGAUUCUUAUUCCAGCAUUACAGUUUGCAGCUGUCUGCACUUUAUUUAUGAAUUAAAGUGAAUCACACUGGC
Messenger RNA from Pygocentrus nattereri (red-bellied piranha), 4291 nucleotides. It is a transcript of the gene sptlc2a, whose product is annotated as serine palmitoyltransferase, long chain base subunit 2a. The record is from RefSeq and is a predicted model, not a curated record. NCBI's taxonomy places the organism in Eukaryota, Metazoa, Chordata, Actinopteri, Characiformes, Serrasalmidae. Gene Ontology annotation, molecular function: serine C-palmitoyltransferase activity; pyridoxal phosphate binding. The transcript has 12 exons. Gene Ontology annotation, cellular component: serine palmitoyltransferase complex. Gene Ontology annotation, biological process: ceramide biosynthetic process; sphingosine biosynthetic process. Bases 169 to 1866 code for a protein of 565 amino acids.